AAGCAUGGGCAUGAAAGAAGUAUACCCUAUCUGUGGAGCCUCUGUACCCAUUUGUAAAUUCUUUGAUCCCAAGACUGGUUUUCGAUGUGAUAUCAACACCAAUAAUACCCUUGGUAUUGUGAAUACUAAGUUAAUUCAACAAUACAUGGACACUGAUCCAAGAGUGGCUCCCUUGUUGUUUGCUAUCAAGUAUUUCGUGAAGCAAAAGAAUAUAAAUAACCGUACUAUACAUAAUCUAAUGGCAGCCUAUUGCUAUUAUUAAUUGAUACUCUAUAGCCGCCAAUGGGACAUUGAGUAGUUACGCUUAUAUCAUAAUGGCAAUACAUUAUUUGAUCACUCAUUGUGAUGGUCCUGUCGUGCCCUGUUUGCAAAACCUGCCAGUUCCAUGUACAUCAAAGAUAUGCAACUGGAAGACCUCACAACCAGUGGCUGCUGUUUACGAAAGACAACUUCAAAAGUUUGCUGUGAAUUAUCACAACUGUAUAGCAAUGAAAAGCUUAAUUCACUUACCCAAUUACACUUCCAUUUGGAAAAGUCCAAAUACUGCCGAGUUAGGUACACUCUUGCUUGGAUUCUUUAACUAUUACUGGCAAUCUUCAAAUUUAGCAGUGUCUAUCAUUUCAGGAGGAAAGGAAUUGCCUGGGUACGUUUUUAAAAGGGGUCGUGAGAAUGGUAUUAUCGUCCAAGACCCGUUUUUACGUAAAAAGAACGUAGCACACACUUGCCGUAGGAAAGAAAACCUGGAGCUCAUUUUAGGGGAGUUUUUUAGGGCUUCUAAGCUGUUAAGUCAUGGUUAUUCAUUUGAAUAUGUAUGCAGUAAAGGUCAGGGUUUCAUCGAUCCUCCUAUAGCAACUAUGUCCAUGACCAGUAUCAGGUAUUCAGAGGCCAGGGAAGUGGCCACCCUUCCUUCCUUACAGGUUCAACCUAAACCUCAAACGACCACUUUACAAAAGGAAAACAGUACUCGUGCUUUGCAAACCAAUACUUCCACAGUUAAACAAACAAACAGCACUUCCACAGUUAAACAUGCAAAUACGUCGCAGACUAUAUCCAAUACGAAAAAGCAAAUACCACAAACUGAAUCCACUACGAAAAAGCAGGCGCCUCAAAACGAACCAAGCACAAAAAAGCGAGCAGAAAACACGUCAAAAGAUAACAAAAAGCCAAAGCAAAAAGAAGAAAAAAACCAAAAACUCGAAUGGAAAGGAAGUCAAAGAGAAAUUGAAAUUGAUGCCUCACUUGUCAAACUAUCAAAGUAUCUACUGCAAAUCAAGCGUAAUCCCAAGUAUAGCCCGAUUGAGUUAGCUACCGAGCUCAAUAUAACGAAUGCCCAUUACGACGACCUCAUUCAUCUCAUCUCUCGGCUGUUUCUCGUUGGGCAUUAUGUUUCGGUUAAUUAUGAUACAGGCGAUAGGUUUAAACAGGGCGAUGAGCUGAUAACUCAAGAAGAUAUUUUGAAUAGCAAUGGUGACAUGAUGGAGUUUUUGAUGCACCAUUUCGAAAAGUUUAUGCGGGUUCAUAUCGCUGUAAAUUCUUCAGCAAUCAAAGCUGACGAAGAAGAAAGUGGGUUUCAAAUGAGAUCUUCUCAUGUAAACUCAAAGACACAAGAAGAGCAUCAUGAGUUGAAUGGACAUAAUACAAUGAAUGUCAAUGGCAGAAAUAGGGAUUCCAAUGGAUCAGUCGCCUUUUUGGGCACCAACAGAAUAUUACCUGAUUCGAGACAACGUGAGCCCAUCAAGGCAGAAGUACAGCUGCCUCAAUCAAAGAAGCUGGGAAAUACAAAGUCCUCCCAAGAACAUGGUAAAGUCAAUCGUGAUGAAACCAAAUCUAGCGAAAGACACGGUAUGAACAGAAAAUCAGAGAAGCAGUCAUAUGGAGGUUCAUCAUUCUUGGAGAAGCAUGAGAUAACCGAACAUGGUACAGAUACCCACGUUGCGAGAAGCUCUAAUCAAAAGAAUUCACGCAAUGACGCCAAGAAAAGCCAUGAUGAUAAAAGAUCCGUAUCGUCUGAAGAAUUCAUGCCAUCUGCUGGUCUUGUGGAUUGGGCCCCUAAUGCAAAGCCUGCGUCUCCUGAUAAACCUGACAGACAGGCAUCUACCUCCAGUACAGCUAAUAGCAGUGCAACCGCUGCCGAGAUACCAAUACAACAGCACUUUGCAAAAGUUCAAGAAUAUCCAAGGCAAAACAGUUACUAUAAUCAACAUCCUGAAAGCUACUCAGAUGAUGACUAUGAUGACUAUGAGGAAUAUGAAAAUUAUGCAUUAGACGAUGGGCUCGGAAAGUACGUCCUUGGUGAAAAGGCCGACGAUUACUAUGACAUGGACUCUGAAGAGGAUGGCAAUUCGAACGUGGAUAUACUUAUAAAUCAGCUUCAAGCUCUACAAAAUGGACAGUAUGAAGAGCGGGUAGAUAUCCAAGCCCAGAUACGUAAUGUGCCACUCGAAGUGGAAGCUUAUCAAAUCAUUAGCUGUCUACAAUGGGUUGCUGAAGUCAAUUCUGCUACGAUGGCCAGUGCAGUCAACAAUAAGGCGAUAUGGAGAGUUCAAUUGAACGUUCAACGAAAGAAUCUGCAUAUGUUAAACAGACCAAUUGACUUUGGAGAUUUUACUGCAACCAUUCAAAUCCUUUGAUAUCAGCUUUUUUUUAUUAAGCAUAUUGAAAGGAAGAGGUCAUGAAGUAGUUCUUUAUUCUUACCUAUUUUAUGAAAUAAAGAUGGGAGAUCCUCAUAGUAUUUACCGCGAUUUAUUCUAAACAGAAAAAGUUAUUUAC
This is a messenger RNA of Rhizopus microsporus ATCC 52813, 2769 nucleotides long. RefSeq lists its product as uncharacterized. NCBI's taxonomy places the organism in Eukaryota, Fungi, Mucoromycota, Mucoromycetes, Mucorales, Rhizopodaceae. The record is from RefSeq and is a predicted model, not a curated record. The transcript has 2 exons. The coding region runs from base 315 to 2630 and encodes 771 amino acids. Gene Ontology annotation, molecular function: nucleotidyltransferase activity. Gene Ontology annotation, biological process: RNA 3'-end processing.